This is a messenger RNA of Metarhizium album ARSEF 1941, 1131 nucleotides long. RefSeq lists its product as uncharacterized. The coding region runs from base 1 to 1131 and encodes 376 amino acids. NCBI's taxonomy places the organism in Eukaryota, Fungi, Ascomycota, Sordariomycetes, Hypocreales, Clavicipitaceae. The record is from RefSeq and is a predicted model, not a curated record. The transcript has a single exon.
AUGAUGUAUCCAGCAUAUGGGGGGCAUACUCCCGACACAUUGCCGGUGUCGUAUUCUCAAGAUGUCUUUUUCGACGACUUGUCCACACGCAUGGCCAUUUCACAGGCAGCAAGGCGGUUACCACGGGCAUCUGGAGGACAGCAACGGGCAGGAACAGCUAUGCGAGUAUCGAAACCCAACAGCACGAAUAACAGCCCCAGAUCCUUGUCGGCCAUGUCGAACCGGAGACGAACAAUGGUGGGUGGUGAUGCGCUGUGGACCGGUCGGAAAGAGCAGUCGAUACUCGACUAUCUCUCCGUCCCUCAGCAGAUUGACUCCAUAUCGUCACCGAGGCGGCCAGCACGACCUGUGAGCUGGCACCCGCCUUCAUAUCAGGCCCAGCUUCCCCAGCAACCGUUCUUCCUGCAACAAACACAACACCAACCUCAUUAUCAGCUAACCGGCCCGCCCUUUGCCACACCAAAUAUGUAUGCCGUCGAUUCCAACGAUUUCUACGGCAGCCAGGCUCAGUUUUCCCCCAUGACGACUUCCUACUCCAGUGACACGUCGCCUUCGUCCACCUUUUCUCCCUUGCCGUUAUUCUCCGCCUCUGAAGAUGCAGCAUUCGUGCAACCCGAAGGAUGGGACAUGCCCCAGAAGCCAGGUCAGGGAUACGCUGGCCCCGACAGCCAGGGUAGCACCGAGCCUUUUCCCACGCUUAACAGCUCGUCGAGUGUGAGGAAUGCAAGCACGCCUGGCAUGGACUGGAACACGUUUAUCACGCAGGGUUUCAACAACACCACGCCGCCAACGCCCGAGGCAUUCUCCCAGACCCAGCAACAACCAGCAGUGUCUGAGGCAGCUGUUCCCUAUGAACCCUUGGACGAGGCUGAAGAAGAGGGCGAGAUUCUUGUGGGCAUGGGCCUGUACGACACCCCCGACAAGCUUGCUGAGGAUCCUCAACUGAAUAACUACCGAUCAACUGUUUCAUCACUCUUGGGAUCAUCAUACCGACCGCAUGAACCUCAGGGCAAGGGCCUCAAACUAGAAGAGACUUGGGAACCACCCAAGGCGGACGAUGAGGAUGAGGCAGAGGAAGAAGGGGAGGAGGAGGACGACGACGAGGACGACGAGGAGGAAGAUGACGAAUAG